This is a messenger RNA of Macrosteles quadrilineatus (aster leafhopper), 2013 nucleotides long. RefSeq names its product putative aminopeptidase W07G4.4. Gene Ontology annotation, cellular component: cytoplasm. The record is from RefSeq and is a predicted model, not a curated record. NCBI's taxonomy places the organism in Eukaryota, Metazoa, Arthropoda, Insecta, Hemiptera, Cicadellidae. Gene Ontology annotation, molecular function: manganese ion binding; metalloaminopeptidase activity. Gene Ontology annotation, biological process: proteolysis. Bases 43 to 1695 code for a protein of 550 amino acids. The transcript has 12 exons.
CAAGUGUCCAUUUGCUAAUGUAAUUCCAGGUAGAGACUUAACAUGAAUAAGUUUGUGGUUUUUACAUUGUACUUUGGAAUUACCUCCAUCGCCUUUACAGAAAGUCUCUUCAUAUACAAAUUAAACUACAGAGUAACACCUGAGCCGACAAUAUCUGCGCCGGAUUAUGAUGGCAUUGUCUUCGUAUCAAGUCAGCAGCCAAUUAAUGAUUCGGUGAUACCAGAAGCAAUCAGCAAUGCCAUCUCUAAGGCUGCCAAGGUGAACGGAGCUCUAUACAAAGAGGGCGGAGUGGUAGAAGUUGACGGGAUACCAGCCGGGCGACUUGUGUACGCUCCUGUAGGACCUCUCACUGACUACCAUGACGUCAGGAGCUACGGGGAAGCCGCUAAGAAAGCCAUAGAAAAGGCUCUCAAAGCAAACAUCAAAGCCCCGCUGCUGAUAUUACAUCCCAAUUCAAAUCCAAAAUUUCCACAUGCUGAACUAGUCACCUUAUUGGGGGCUUUAGAAGCUUUAUAUGUCAACAUUCAAUACCGAGAAGAUUGUCCAGACAAAUGCCCGAAGGUGAAGAACCUCGGAGUUUGGGGUCCGGAGUACACAACUACAGUGGACAUUGUAAACAUGGCUGCAAACCUCGAGGACGGAAGGAUCGUAGCCCGAGACAUCACAGACGCAGACCCGGAGCGCAUGUCUCCACUCCGGGUGGAAGAAUACAUCCGGGAAGUGUUCCCUCCAGAGAGUGGAGUCAACAUCUCCGUUAUCUCCGACCCGGAGCAGCUCAAGAAGGAGUUCCCUCUGUUUGCCGCCGUCAAUAGAGCAGCAAGUACGGUGGAGAGGCACGCAGGACGCAUCAUAUUCCUGACGUACGAAAGCAACACUCCCGUGGUGGACACCGUAUUGUUGGUAGGCAAGGGAGUGACUUACGACACUGGCGGAGCGGACAUCAAAACUCAGGGCUACAUGGCGAGCAUGUCCAGGGACAAGGGAGGAGCCGCAGCUGUGGCAGGCUUCAUGAAGGUUCUAGCGGAGACCAGGGUGGGAGGUUUGAAGGUUGUGGCAGCACUGUGUCUGACUCGUAACAGCGUCGGGGAGAACAGCUUCGUAGCUGACGAAGUCAUCACGGCUCGCUCCGGCAAGAGAGUCAGGGUCGUAAACACUGAUGCCGAGGGCAGGAUGGUUAUGGCCGAUCUGCUUUGUUAUAUGAAAGAGCUUGUGGAGAAGGGAAAUGUAGAAAACCCUCACAUAAUAUCAGUAGCCACGCUGACAGGCCAUGCAUUGUCCAGUGUGGGGCCAGGGUACAGUAUUGUCAUGAACAAUGGACCAGCAGCAAAGAGUGCAGAAGGGAAGAUUUUCAAAGAGUAUGGUGAAAAGAUUGGGGAGCCACUGGAAGUUAGCACUCUGAGAAAAGAGGACUUUGAUGUUUACAAAGGGACGGCUCAAGGAGAUGAUUUGGUAAAUUCAAACAAAAACUCAAGAGAGACAGGGAGAGGUCAUCAAGGGCCUGCAGCCUUCUUAAUAAUGGCAUCUGGUCUGGACAAGCAUGAGUUAGACUCGGCGGUUCCCAUCAAGUUCUCCCACUGGGACAUUGCGGGGUCUGUGGGAGACCUGCCUGGCCCCGCUACGGGGGCUCCGGUCCUGGCACUGGCCAACCGGUUCAUCAUGAGACUAGAGGACCCUGCAGAGGAAGGCUUUCACUAAACGGUAAAAACUCAGAGAACUGGAGCAAAUAAUUAAAAUGGAUAGAGCAAAUAAACUGAUCAAAUGAAGCCAAACUGGAAUAAAUAACCAAAAAUAGGAAGAAAAUAGAUUGAGCAAAUAACUAGAAAACAAUAACCAGAAAUAAUGAAUCAAAUAACCAGAAUUAACAGGUAAAAAAAACAAGUAAAUAGUCAGAAUUAACGGAGAAAAUGACUGGAAUAAAUAACCAGAGUAUAUUAACAAUGUAAAUAAUUAGGGAAGAGAAGUUUAAAAGAUGGUCAGACAAACCGAAGAAAAUGACAAAGCAAGUAGCGAGUU